AUGGUUGUCCCGGACAAUAGUGAAUUUGAUUUCAUCAUCGUUGGUGGUGGCACCGCCGGCAACCUUGUCGCUGGCCGCUUGGCGGAGUGUCCCAAUGCCAGAAUUCUAGUUGUCGAAGCCGGUGUUGCCAACGCCAAAGACAUUGAAGAAAUCAGAACGCCCUGCGAGGCUAUGAACCUCCGCAACAGCAAGUACGACUGGGCUUACAAGACCACCAUGGUCAAGCGAGACGAUUAUGAGCGUAUCGAGAAGCCCAAUACCCGCGGGAAGGCUCUUGGUGGUAGUUCAUCUCUGAACUAUUUUAGCUGGGUCCCUGGGUCCAAAGGCACAUAUGAUAUGUGGGAGGAGUUUGGAGGGAAAGAGUGGACUUGGGAUCCUCUUCUCCCGUAUCUGCGGAAGAGCGCCACUUAUCACGACGAUGAAAAAGCGUAUUCAGAGGAUCUGAAGAAGAUUGGCACAUCUGGACCAAUUCCUAUCGCUCACUCCGCCCUCAUCCCUGAGAUGCAGCCUUUCCGUGAUCUUCUUACCCAGGCGUGGAAGUCCACCGGUCAGCCGGUCACGGAGAACGUCUUCGAUGGUCAAUUGAAUGGUCUCGCGUACAGUGUGAAUUCGAUUUAUCAGGGCCGACGGUCGGGAAGUUUCCUUUGUGUUGCUGACAAGCCCAAUAUCACCAUCCUAGGCGAGGCUCAUUCGAAAAACCUCAUUAUCGACGAAGGUCACACAUGUAAGGGCGUGGUUGUGAUCCUUCCUUCUGGACAGGAACUGAAACUAUAUGCCACUCGUGAAGUCAUCGUCGCGGAGGGUGUCUUUGAGAGUCCCAAACUGUUGAUGCUCAGCGGCAUUGGACCUGCAGCAGAGUUGAAGAAGCACAAUAUUCCUGUGAUCGUUGACUCGCGCCAUGUCGGUCAACACCUCUUGGAUCACCCGGGUGUUCCCUUCGUUCUUCGCGUCAAGGAUGGCUACGGCAUGGAUGAUUAUGUCCUUCAUAAGGGAACGCCGCAUCACAAAAAAGCUCUCCAGGCUUAUCACGACGGCAGCUAUGGGGGCCCAAUGGGAUCUGGGUUCCUCGAGUUGAUUGGAUUCCCUCGCAUCGACAAGUACUUAGAAAAAUGCCCUGAGUACCGGGAAGCAAAGGCGGCAAAUGGAAACAAGGAUCCAUUCUGCCCCUACGACCAGCCCCAUUUCGAACUCGACUUCGUCUGUCUCUUUGGUAGUGCGUUCCAGUGGCACUACCCAACUCCAAAUAAGGGAAACUACGUCACUGUGAUGGUCGAUCUAGUUCGCCCUGUGUCCGAGCCUGGAGAGGUGACCCUCCACAGUGCCGACCCGCUUCAGCAAGCGAAUAUCAACUUGAAUUACUUCAACAAUGAUCUUGAUAUCAUCGCUGUCCGCGAGGGUAUUAGAUUUAGCUACGAUGUCCUUAAAAAUGGAGAUGGAUUCAAGGAUAUCAUCGUGGAUGAGUAUCCCUGGGAGAUGCCACUUCACGACGACGAUCUGAUGAAGAGGACUGUCUUGGAUCGUUGCCAGACUUCGUUCCACCCAUGUGGAACUACACGAUUAUCCAAGAAUAUCCAGCAGGGUGUGGUGGACCCCAAUCUUAAGGUUCAUGGAAUUAAGAACCUGCGGGUUAUUGAUGCUUCCGUGAUUCCUGUGAUCCCCGACUGUCGAAUCCAGAAUUCCGUUUACAUGGUAGCCGAGAAAGGCGCCGAUGCUAUCAAGCGCGAUCAUGCAGACUUAUAUGAAUAG
This is a messenger RNA of Penicillium longicatenatum, 1746 nucleotides long. RefSeq names its product GMC family oxidoreductase. The coding region runs from base 1 to 1746 and encodes 581 amino acids. The record is from RefSeq and is a predicted model, not a curated record. Gene Ontology annotation, molecular function: flavin adenine dinucleotide binding; oxidoreductase activity, acting on CH-OH group of donors. The transcript has a single exon. NCBI's taxonomy places the organism in Eukaryota, Fungi, Ascomycota, Eurotiomycetes, Eurotiales, Aspergillaceae.